Molecule: messenger RNA, 1249 nt
Organism: Ceraceosorus guamensis
Lineage: Eukaryota; Fungi; Basidiomycota; Exobasidiomycetes; Ceraceosorales; Ceraceosoraceae
Exons: 3
Coding region: 132-1211 (359 amino acids)
Source: RefSeq, a predicted model, not a curated record
CUAGUCGACUCUGCUCCCUCAACACGCUCGACAUUCCACUAGCUGCGUCGUUUCCGCUGCCUGACCACAGAAUCUGAGACAAGGUCCGACACAUCAGACGGGUCUCGCUUGCGAGCACCAGCUAGCAUACAAUGACGGACGCAAUCGAACGACAGAUCUUGGAAGGCGUGCCUCUCGAAUCAGCUCUGGCGUCUGGCAGCCGGACACCUCCUCGAACGCCCUCUCCCAGCACUUCGGAUGAGCUGGGAUCCGAUCUCGACGACGAUCAGAGGCAGCGCAGACGGACAGACGUUGAUGGAGCCAUACAGAGCCGUUCGGACGUACCCAUCGACAGACCCGGCGCAAACACGGGACCCAAAGGUGUCAGAGCUGAUGCUCGAGCUGCUGAAGGCGCGGCGAGAAAGGCACGGGACGGCGCGGCUCGGGAGAGGAGCGCGCGCAUAGAAAGCGGCGCCUUGAACAGCCAGCUGACGUCGCACGAAGAGGACGCGCUGAGACGCCAAGAAGCGGCAAUUGGGGGCAAGGAGACCACUGCGACGAGCGGCGCAAGGGAAACGGAAGCGCAGGAGCUGGAGAACCUACGAGCAGCGCGUAUAGCCGAGCUUCGCCGAGCCCAAAAGGUGGCCGAUGAGAGACGAAAGAGACGCUUAGCGGGAGAAGACGAGGAUGUGGAAGCUUUGGCAGAGAAUCUGGCGGAGCUGCAGAGCGACGCAACAGGCCCCGCACUGGUCGUCCCCCAAUCGGGACUUGGCGGACUGCCACGCAAACCUGCUUCUCGACGCACAGGCUUCUUCGGACAUUUGAGAGAGGUGGAUCAGGAUGGAUAUGCGGACGCAAUCGAUCGAGAAAGUCCCACGACCAGCGUCGUGGUGCAUUUGUACGAAAAGGGAGUCCCUGCUUGCGCUAUCCUCACCGCAUCUCUAGCUUCUCUGGCACGGCUACAUCCACACACAAAGUUCUUGCAGGCAUGCGCCUCGGCUAUCGGAUUCGGCAGUGGUAGGACAGACUCGGCUCAGGAGGAGGACGAAGAUGAAGAAGAUUUUGCUGAAAGAAUCGGCAACGCCAUCGAUUUGUCGCCCACACUAUUGAUCUAUCGAGCGGGUGCGGUCGUUGCAAACUUGGUCCGCCUAGAUCUAGACAGCGAUUGGAAUGGAGGAGAAGAAAAGGCUGUGAGGGAUAUUCUGCUCAAACAUGCCGCAAUCUCCGCCUAGGGUUCGCACACGCAUGUCAAGUGAGGUGCUGCUCCAGC